UUGUUAGCUCCGUAUGUAUCUUAUAAAAUGUUACGUUGGGUUAAAAGUUGACAUAAGAUGGUAAACUGAAGAAACGAGAGAGAGAGAGAGAUGAAGAGAAGAGAAGCAGCAGGCGCAGGUUUUGACAAGGCAGGAAGGAUUUCGAGUUGCUUCAAGGACAUAGAUGAGGAGCUUUCCUUUUUCCGCGAGCUUAAGAAGCGCGAAAAAGAUCAAUUUGGCAGCCUUCUUAACCCUAUUUCUGAUGACUUUGAAGCAAAUGGAAGCUUUGGGCUGAGCAGAAUGAAUUCGGGAGGAAGAAAAGGGGCAGAAUUCCUUGGUAAAAAUGACUACAACUGGCUGAAAACGCCUCCCGCGACGCCUCUGUUUCCAUCACUUGAGAUGGAGUCAAAUGCACAAGAAGAACUAGUCGUUCAGAGGGAGAUACCAAUCAUCCAACCUAUUUCAAGGUUUAUCGACAAGAGAAACAUGAAAAGCGCUCCGCUGGUGACCCCAAAACCAAAUAAAAUCAAGUCAUCCGUCCCAAAAAACAUUCCUAACUCAAACACGUCGAGAAACUCGACGUGUUUGCGUGCCAGGUCAUCAAUCUCGAAUGAGAACUUGAGGACCUCAUCCGCUACUAGAGGAAGGCCGGCAUAUCAGAAUCUGCCGGCCCCACCGAAGAUUAUGAGGAGGCAGCCGUGCAAUGCAGGAAAUGUUGAGAAGAGUGGUGGAGUGCAAGUUGCGGGCAGCAGGAUGGUGGACAAGUUGAUGAAUGCGAGAAUGUCGAAUGCCGAUGAUCGACGCUCCAAAAUCAAAUUGAAUGGGAGUUGUAAUGGUGAAGAGGAGAGACAGCCUAAGAUUAAGCUCAGUGCUUCCUUGAAUGAGACCUCUGGCUUUGGAAGGUUGAUGAUGUCCUCUCAAACACAUGGACAUUCAACGAGACUCCAACAGUGGAAGUAAAAUCGUCAUUAGCAAUGCAUGGAUGAAUUGCGUGGAUAGAGAAUGAAGAUGGCAGAUGCCGGGAGAUGAUGAAAGUCGAGAAUUAUGGAAGAAGUUGAUUGAUUUUGGAGAAGAAUUAAAGAUUGGGCUUAGAAUUAAUUAUUCUAGAUUUAAUUUAGCCCAAAACUCUUGUUUUAAUUAAUUUUGAUUCAUUUAUUGUGUAAGGGCCGAAAAUUGCCAUUUAUUGGGCUUGGGGGUGAUUCGGCCACUUAGGGGUUUUAAUCUCUUGUUUUUAUCUAGUUAGGACUCUUGGGAUUAGAGUAGCCGCAAUUUGAGAUUGAUUAGGUAUAUAUAGUUGACUUUGUUUGGAGAGGAUGGGAACCUUUGAUUACUUUUAAUUCAAGCACUACACGUUUGUUUUAAUAUGAGGGAUUAGGGAGAGUUUUAUUUUGGAAGAUCAACUUUUGGCAGAUGAGAGCUUGGGACGAACAGCAACACAUUGACGGCGGCAGUAGAAGACUUUUGGUUUUGUUUUAUUUUUGUUUAGACUUAUUUUGAGUUUCUAAGAAUUGUUCUUCAAUUUCCGGUAACAAUAUUUCGAUUAUUUCAAUUCUUUAUAUUUUAUAUUAUGUUUGCUUUUAUUUGUUUGAUUGUUUUUACUUUAAGUAUGAAUAGCUAAUUUCUAAUUCGGCGAGAAUAAUGAAGUAUUGAUUUAAUAAUCUGUGAGACCUAAUUGUUCAUAUAGUUGAUUCCUGUUGAUUUCGAUUUAUUCCCAGUGUUUAAAGAUAAUUCUGAUUUUAUUUAAGUCUGGCCAACUUAGGUUUAAUUGGAUUACAGUCAAUUAGUACCUCCAAUCCGUAAUUGUUGGAAUAUGGCUGAUUAGUGAUAAAGCUACCAUGUUCGUAGUAGGAAUAAAUUGGUGGAUUAAUUAUUACUAGCGUAUCUAGGAUAAUUGGUCUAAACUGGGUUCCUUCAUCUUAAUGCUAUUAGAAUAUUAAAUCUAAGACUGGCGUAUCCAGCUAGGUUAUAUUUUAAUAAGGGAAAUAGACAAGACUAGCGUAUCUAGCUGUCUAUCGACACAGUAAGUAGGAAUUGGGGUAUGUCAGUGCGUAUCACGGUAUCCUAUAAC
Molecule: messenger RNA, 2047 nt
Organism: Salvia miltiorrhiza (redroot sage)
Lineage: Eukaryota; Viridiplantae; Streptophyta; Magnoliopsida; Lamiales; Lamiaceae
Exons: 6
Coding region: 91-939 (282 amino acids)
Biological process (GO): cortical microtubule organization
Cellular component (GO): cortical microtubule
Source: RefSeq, a predicted model, not a curated record